Branchiostoma floridae (Florida lancelet) is the source of this 819-nucleotide messenger RNA. RefSeq names its product neutrophil cytosol factor 1-like. Gene Ontology annotation, biological process: superoxide anion generation. The coding region runs from base 69 to 584 and encodes 171 amino acids. Gene Ontology annotation, molecular function: superoxide-generating NADPH oxidase activator activity; phosphatidylinositol binding. Lineage: Eukaryota; Metazoa; Chordata; Leptocardii; Amphioxiformes; Branchiostomatidae. The transcript is spliced from 5 exons. The record is from RefSeq and is a predicted model, not a curated record.
GUCAAGCGUCAGUUGGUGUUUUUUCUGGGUGAGGAGUCACUUGGACAGACACGCAGACGUGCUCCAAAAUGACGGAACUCGGAAACCAGAGGUCGAAGAGGGUUAUCACAGGUGUGAGUCUCCUGGGAAUAGAGAAGCGCUACGUGCCGAACAAACACUACUUAUACAUCCUGUCCGUGAAGUGGUCUGAGGGGAGUGAAUUCAUCAUUUACAGACGAUACAGCGCUUUCUUCCAGCUUCACCAAAAGCUUUCCGAGUUGUUCCCCAUAGAGACGGGGGCAGUGAGCAGGAAGGACCAGACGAUCCCACCCCUACCGAAACAGAGAUGGUUUGGGAACGAGAAAUUCAAGGUAGCGGACGAGAGGAUGCUGACGAUCGACGGCUAUUGCCGAAAAGUUGCGAUUGCCGAGCCGAAGAUUUCCGAACACGAGGAAGUGCUGUCGUUCUUCGAGACGUUGCCCGAAGACCUGACCCCUCCACCUCCCGACCCGAAGAAACCUAACAAGACGUACCUGACAUUCGAGUCGAAAGGCGGAGACAACAAAGACAAGGGCAAAUCUGCGGAUAAGUCAGGUAUGAUGUGAAACAGUCCUUAAAAGUGGCCUGAACUCUGUAUUCCAGGGGUCUCCAGUCUUCAAGGUGUUUGUGUACCUUAAAAUGUCUGAUAGUCACUCAACUGAUGUCGUUAGCUUAGAAACCCUACCGCCAUCGAGAAAUUGUGUCCGAAGUCGGUCACAAACAACUAGUAGUUUUGGCGCCGUCAUUAAUAUUGUACGUUCACCUACUUUUAACUUCUUAUACUUAAGUGUCAAAAUCUCU